AGCUUGUUGGACUUUGUCCCUAUGCAUGUUAGGCAAUUCUCCCAGCUAGUUUGAGUUACCAGCUGACCAGUGAAGCAGUGGAAACCAGAAUAUCCAGAGUGGUUUGAAGGAGAAAGAAGCAUUGUGGCUUUAUAUCCUCUGGGCCUGCAUUUCCUAAAGUCAUCGCACAUAGAGCAGAGAGAAAAUGGCCGAAUUAAAGUACCUUUCUGGAUUUGGGAAUGAGUGUGCUUCAGAGGACCCUCGCUGCCCAGGUUCCUUGCCAGAAGGACAGAAUAAUCCUCAGGUCUGCCCCUACAAUCUGUAUGCAGAGCAGCUCUCAGGAUCGGCUUUCACUUGUCCACGGAGCACCAAUAAGAGAAGCUGGCUGUAUAGGAUUCUACCUUCAGUUUCUCACAAGCCCUUUGAAUCCGUUGAUAAAGGCCAUGUCACUCACAACUGGGAUGAAGUUGAUCCUGAUCCUAACCAGCUUAGAUGGAAACCAUUUGAGAUUCCAAAAGCAUCUCAAAAGAAAGUGGACUUCGUGAGUGGCCUGCACACCUUGUGUGGAGCUGGAGACAUUAAGUCUAACAAUGGACUUGCUAUCCACAUUUUCCUCUGUAAUACCUCCAUGGAGAACAGAUGCUUUUACAAUUCAGAUGGGGACUUCUUGAUUGUUCCCCAGAAAGGGAGCCUUCUCAUUUACACCGAGUUUGGCAAGAUGCUUGUACAGCCCAAUGAGAUCUGCGUCAUUCAGAGAGGAAUGCGGUUCAGCAUAGAUGUGUUUGAGGAGACCAGGGGCUACAUCUUGGAGGUCUACGGUGUCCACUUUGAGUUACCUGACCUUGGACCUAUUGGGGCCAAUGGUUUGGCCAAUCCUCGUGAUUUCUUGAUACCCGUUGCCUGGUAUGAGGAUCGCCAAGUGCCAGCUGGUUACACUGUCAUUAAUAAAUUCCAGGGCAAGCUGUUUGCUGCCAAACAGGAUGUCUCCCCAUUCAAUGUUGUGGCCUGGCAUGGGAACUAUACACCCUACAAAUACAACCUGAAGAAUUUCAUGGUUAUCAACUCGGUGGCCUUUGACCAUGCAGACCCAUCCAUUUUCACAGUGUUGACUGCUAAGUCUGUCCGCCCUGGAGUGGCCAUUGCUGAUUUUGUCAUCUUCCCACCUCGAUGGGGGGUUGCUGAUAAGACCUUCAGGCCUCCUUAUUACCAUAGGAACUGCAUGAGUGAGUUCAUGGGACUCAUCCGAGGUCACUAUGAGGCAAAGCAAGGUGGGUUCCUGCCAGGGGGAGGCAGUCUUCACAGCGCAAUGACCCCGCAUGGACCUGAUGCUGACUGCUUUGAGAAGGCCAGCAAGGUCAAGCUGGCACCUGAGAGGAUUGCCGAUGGCACCAUGGCAUUUAUGUUUGAAUCAUCUCUCAGUCUGGCAGUCACCAAGUGGGGUCUCAAGGCCUCCGGGUGUUUGGAUGAGAACUAUCACAAGUGCUGGGAGCCACUCAAGAGCCAUUUUACUCCCAACUCCAGGAACCCAGCAGGACCUAAUUGAGACGGGAACAUGGCUACCAUAAUUAAGAGUAGAUUUGUGAGGCUUUCUUGAGAAUCUUAUGCUUUCUGGUAGUAUUGGGGGCGGGGGUUGGUUAAAAUGAAAACUCACUUUUCACUCAGAACUUUUGCGGAAACACAUUUGCAAAGUUCUAUGGUUGUUACCUUAAUUACUCAAUAAACUUGCUGGUGUUCUGUGGAA
Molecule: messenger RNA, 1720 nt
Organism: Callithrix jacchus (white-tufted-ear marmoset)
Lineage: Eukaryota; Metazoa; Chordata; Mammalia; Primates; Cebidae
Gene: HGD
Product: homogentisate 1,2-dioxygenase
Biological process (GO): L-phenylalanine catabolic process
Cellular component (GO): cytoplasm
Molecular function (GO): homogentisate 1,2-dioxygenase activity
Source: RefSeq, a predicted model, not a curated record